AUGGGCAGCGGGCGGCCGUACGAGCGAAUGCACGUGGAUAGGUAUUAUCACACGCGGAUGCGGCACGACGGCGUCGACGGCGCGGGCGGCGGCGGGAAGACGAAUCGUCAUCGAUCAACGCGCGGCGGGGGCGGCGGGCACGCGGCGGCGGCUUGGAAGCGCAACUACCUCCCCGCGAACACGUUGAAGCACGACGUGUACGGAAUAGGCGGUCUGCCUCCUCUGAAUUCGGCGUGCGGCGAUCUGAAAACGCCGUGGCCGGGAUCGCGCCGGGGGACGCUUUACAAUCACUGGUGCGCGGAGCUCGGCAAGACGGACGCGGCGCGCGCCGAGGCGAUCAGGCGCGACUUUCUCUCCCGGCACAUCUCUCCGCCUACGCCACGGUUUCAAUCCCGACACACCGCGACGUUGCCUUUCAACUCCGCCGCUUCUGACGCCUUUGAACUCCACCCCGAUAUCAUCGCUUCGUACGGACCCUCGACCGUCAGACCGGGGCAAACGGGCGCGGACUUGCCGGAGAACUUGAUCCCUAAGAAGACGGACAAGCGCGAGAAAGCGGAGUGGUACAAGCUCCGGUUCGGGCGGCUCAAGCUCGACGGCGUCGCCGCGACGAUCACCGCGCAGGGCCCGGAGCCGUCGCACGGCUCGUGGUUCCAUCCCGAUUACGUCGGCAGAAGACGAAGGCGCGUUCUAUCUCACACUGGUCCCCAUACGACCGCGUUGGCGUGCAUCUUGUCCGUGCGCGAGUGCGCGCGGCUGCAGACGUUCCCGGAUCACUUCGAGUUCGUCUCCGGCCACGGCGCGAGCGACGCGGGGGUGAAGCAGUCGCUGCGGGGGCUCGGGAACGCGCGCGCGACGAGGGUGGGGGAGGAGUACAGGAUGGUAGGGAACGCGGUGCCGCCGUUGUUGGCGACACGCGUCGGCGACGCGUUUUUACGCGCCAACUUCUCGCCAGUGUCAGACGACGAAUCCGCGUAG
This is a messenger RNA of Micromonas pusilla CCMP1545, 978 nucleotides long. RefSeq lists its product as uncharacterized. Gene Ontology annotation, molecular function: DNA (cytosine-5-)-methyltransferase activity; DNA binding. The coding region runs from base 1 to 978 and encodes 325 amino acids. The transcript is spliced from 3 exons. The record is from RefSeq and is a predicted model, not a curated record. Gene Ontology annotation, cellular component: nucleus. Lineage: Eukaryota; Viridiplantae; Chlorophyta; Mamiellophyceae; Mamiellales; Mamiellaceae. Gene Ontology annotation, biological process: negative regulation of gene expression via chromosomal CpG island methylation.